Messenger RNA from Aspergillus luchuensis, 738 nucleotides. RefSeq names its product lanosterol synthase (oxidosqualene--lanosterol cyclase). The transcript is spliced from 2 exons. Gene Ontology annotation, molecular function: lanosterol synthase activity. Gene Ontology annotation, cellular component: lipid droplet. NCBI's taxonomy places the organism in Eukaryota, Fungi, Ascomycota, Eurotiomycetes, Eurotiales, Aspergillaceae. Gene Ontology annotation, biological process: ergosterol biosynthetic process; triterpenoid biosynthetic process. Bases 1 to 738 code for a protein of 245 amino acids. The record is from RefSeq and is a predicted model, not a curated record.
AUGAGUUGUAUAUUCUUUGUAACCCCGAUGAUGAUCAUCGCAUGGUAUAUCACCGGUGCCAAGAUCGAUGAAGCCUAUGUCGUCGAGUUGAUACGCUUCAUGUUCAACUAUCAAAACCCCGAGAACGGUGGCUGGCCAACCUACCUGGAAGAAGAGCCUUCGCCGAUGGGGACGACUCUAGCAUACAUUGCAUUGCGGCUUGUGGGGGUACCCGGCCACGACGAGCAUCUCCUCAAAGCCCGGUCAUUCUACCUUAAACAUGGAGGAGCAGACCAUCUUCCGGGCUGGGCCAAGUUCUGGCUUGCUCUACUGGGGCUAUACAACUGGGCAAAUACUGAUCCCUACCCAGUGGAGAUGUGGCUCUUGCCCGAGUGGGUUCCAGUAAGUCCAUGGCAGUGGUUCGUAGCCACGCGCCAAGUCUACCUGCCCAUGUGCUACCUCUCGUCCCGAAGGUUUACGGUGCCCACCAAUGAUCUCUUGGAUGAAAUCCGGCUAGAGCUAUUUCCUCCUCAACCGUCUGUCAGAUUUGGGGCAUCUGAUACAGUCAAGGGCCUAUCUAAGCGCCACCAACCAAAAAGCUGGAUCCUGCAGACUCUGAAUUGGGCCCUUACGCAUGUGUGGUCCCCGUGGCUUUGUCCCAGUAAACUGAAGGAAGAAGCCGAAAGACGCACGUGGCAAAUCAUACAAGAUACAGACAGGGCUAGCUGUUCGACUGGGCUUCUUAGUGUCGACGCUUGA